Penicillium lagena is the source of this 1377-nucleotide messenger RNA. Its product is annotated as putative sterol carrier protein. NCBI's taxonomy places the organism in Eukaryota, Fungi, Ascomycota, Eurotiomycetes, Eurotiales, Aspergillaceae. The record is from RefSeq and is a predicted model, not a curated record. The transcript has a single exon. Bases 1 to 1377 code for a protein of 458 amino acids. Gene Ontology annotation, molecular function: acyltransferase activity, transferring groups other than amino-acyl groups.
AUGGCCAAGAAACAGACAAGCCCCGCCUACGUCCUGGGCGUGGGCAUGACCAAGUUCAUCAAGCCGCGCGGCAAAGUCGACUACCAUGAACUGGGCUACGAGGCGGGCAUCAAAGCCAUGCUCGAUGCUAAGAUCACCUACGACGACGUCGACCAGGGCGUCGCCUGCUACGUCUACGGCGACAGCACCUGCGGCCAGCGCGUCUUCUACCAGUUCGGCCUAACCAACAUCCCCAUCUACAACGUCAACAACAACUGCUCCACGGGCUCCACAGGCCUCGCCAUGGCCCGCACAAUGGUCACUCACGGCGCGGCGGACUGCGUCCUCGUCGUCGGCUUCGAGAAGAUGAACCCCGGCAGCCUGCAAUCCAUGUACAACGACCGCACCAACCCCACAGGCCUGUUCGGCAUGAUGAUGGCCGAGACCCGCGGCGUGACCAACGCUCCCGGUGCAGCCCAGAUGUUCGGCAACGCCGGCCGCGAGUACAUGGAGAAGUACGGCGCCACCAACAAGGACUUUGCCGAGAUCGCCCGCGUCAACCAUGAGCACUCCAAACGCAAUCCCUAUUCGCAGUUCCAGCAGGAAUAUACUCUCGACGAGGUUCUCAACGCGCCCAUGAUUCACGAGCCCCUCACCAAGCUGCAGUGCUGCCCGACCUCGGAUGGCGGCGCCGCCACCGUCAUCGUCUCGCAGGAGUUCCUCGACGCCCGGCCUCAUCUCAAGGACCAAGCAAUCCUCAUCGCCGGCCAGACCCUCGCCACCGACACCGAGUCCGUGUACAGCCGCAGCUCGAUCGACCUGAUGGGUGUCGGCAUGACGCGGCAUGCAUGCCGCACGGCCAUCGCCGAGGCUGGCGUGAACGUGAAGGAUAUCAAGGUGUGCGAGCUGCACGACUGCUUCUCUGCCAACGAGAUGAUCACCAUCGACGCACUGGAGCUGUGUGAACCCGGCAAGGCGCACGAGAUGGUCCGCCGUGGCGAUAUCACCUACGGCGGUAAGAUGGUCAUUAACCCGUCUGGCGGGCUGAUUUCCAAGGGCCACCCCCUCGGUGCGACGGGUCUGGCGCAGUGCGCUGAGCUGGUCUGGCAUCUGCGCGGGUGGGCUAACAACCGUCUCAUGGAUGGCACGGCUGUUGCCCUGCAACACAAUCUGGGUCUAGGCGGCGCGGUGGUCGUCACCGUGUACAAGCGCGCGGAUGGCAAGGUCGCUGCGGCUGUGCCCUCGGACGUUGUCGCCAAACUUACUGGUCUCGGGUACAACCCGGCGGUGGAGGCCAAGGGCUUCACGGCUGCGCAGGCGAAGUCAGUAAUGAGCCAGAAGCACACCAGUGAAUAUGCCGUUGCCGACGCGCAGGAGCGGGUCCUCGCCCGCUUUUAA